Molecule: messenger RNA, 1111 nt
Organism: Hyphopichia burtonii NRRL Y-1933
Lineage: Eukaryota; Fungi; Ascomycota; Pichiomycetes; Serinales; Debaryomycetaceae
Product: WD40 repeat domain-containing protein
Exons: 1
Coding region: 33-1046 (337 amino acids)
Cellular component (GO): catalytic step 2 spliceosome
Molecular function (GO): protein binding; RNA binding
Source: RefSeq, a predicted model, not a curated record
AAUGAAUUGAGCUUAGUGGAGCCAAAGAAAGAAUGUCCUUGGUCAAAAGACAGAAAUUGGACUCGAAUGAGAAUGCAUCUUUGAUUAAAUCUAAGGUCCUGGAAACAACUAGCAGUAAUCUUUAUGAAGAAGCUGUUGUACUUGAAGGUCAUCAGGGAAGUGUUUUAUCCUCUAAAUUCAGCAAUGAUGGUUCCAAAAUAGUUACCGGAGGUAUCGAUAAAACUAUUCAACUUUGGAAUUUGCCCACAACCGGAGAAGGAGAUGAGCCAAACUAUGGAACGUUAUCAGGGCAUAAGUCUGCGGUUACAUCUGCAAAAUGGUUGUAUGAUGAUCUAACUGUCGUGAGUGCUAGUGCUGACACAACCAUCGGAUUUUGGGACGGUGAAACAGGUCAAAGAAUUAGAAAAUGUGUUGGCCAUGAAUUAACCAUAAAUGAGGUUGAUAUAUCAAAAGACUCGAUAGCUUUAAGCGUGAGUGACGACGGUUCAGCUAGGUUAUGGGAUCAAAGACAAAAGACGUCCUCUGCUGAAAUUAUAACUGAGUUCCCAUUAUUGACCGGUUCGUUCAAUAAUCAUGGAAGUGUAAUAUAUUUUGGUGGGAUAGACCCGACUAUCAAAGCUUAUGAUAUGAGGGUUGUUGAUAAACCACUCUGGGAAAGCAGUGGUCAAUCGGACUCAAUCACAUCAAUAGCAAUCAAUAAUGACGACUCUAUUUUAAUAAGUCGUGCCAUGAAUGGUGAUAUUAGAACUUACAGUGCAAAAGAUCAUGUUCCUGAUGGUAUAUCUAGAAUUAGUCCUUACGUAUAUGACGGGGCGCCUUCAGGAAAUGAGAUGCAAUUGAUAAGGACGACUUUCAGUAAUAACAACGUAUCAAUAAUUUCGGGGUCAGAAGAUAAAACUGUAACUCAAUUCGAUUAUAAUUCGAGGAAGAUUUUGAAAAAGCUUGCAGGACACCGUGGUACAGUUUUAGAUGUGGAUUAUCAUCCUACAGAGAAUAUAGUGCUUACAAGUUCCACAGAUGGCCUGGUAAUUGUGAGGCAUAUAUAAUUAUUGUACAAUAGAUUAAACAAAUAGUUCAUAAAUGCAUUAAUAAAAUAAAAAUAAGAAUGUAU